AUGGCAAUGUCUGAGAGCUACAAUCUGGGCAACGCAAUCGUCCACAUGGAAGCCCGUAGAGUGCUCGCUCCGCAAGUCCAACCCCAAGUUGUCGUCGGGAUUCGCUUCACCAGCUUCCGCAUUCCGGCCGACGAUCUCUCCAUCGCGCCGGCGACUUUCCAUCGAUUCCAUCUGGUCCAGAUCCCGUUACCGACAGCUCUCCCAUCGAUCGUCUCCUCCGUGGUAGCCCGCCUCCACGGUGUCCACGGGACGGUCCGGCGGUUCUGCAACGACCGGAUACUCCGCUUCUCCUCCCUGGCCGCGGCGCAGAUGAUGGACGACGGAUCGGCGCUGGAGCUGCUCGUCCACGUCGGCCUGCUACUCGGACAACGUGGGUCGGACGAAGACUUCGACCUCAUGCUUGAAUGGAUGAUGGACAAUCCUCCGGAGGAAGAGGAGGAGAUGGCUGACGCUGUGUUCGAUUAUUACGUCUACGAGGAUGACGACGCCGGCCAUGGUGGAUUUGGCGGUGUGCCGGCGAGCGGGUCUUUUAUUGAGGGGCUGCAGCGUUUCGCGUAUGGUCGAGGAGACGGCGCUCGGGAGGAGCGGUGCAUGAUAUGCUUGGAGGAAUUCGAUGCCCCGGCGGCAGUGAGCAAGACGCCGUGCUCGCACGCCUUCCACAGCCAGUGCAUCAUCCAGUGGCUGGAGAAGAGCCACCUCUGCCCCAUUUGCAGAUACCAGAUGCCCACGGCCAGUUCCAGUUGA
Phoenix dactylifera (date palm) is the source of this 744-nucleotide messenger RNA. The record is from RefSeq and is a predicted model, not a curated record. NCBI's taxonomy places the organism in Eukaryota, Viridiplantae, Streptophyta, Magnoliopsida, Arecales, Arecaceae.